AAUAAAUUUGUUGUAUCAGUAAAUAAAAUCUAAAAAUAAUCACUCAAUAAAUAUAUAAAACUAUAACAAUAAUAAAAUGAGUGGACUUAAUAAUAGUGGUAGUGGUUUUUCACCAUCCUCAUCACCAGGUAACAGUAGCAAUGCCAACGUAAAACCAAAAAGUACAUCAGCACCAAAAAAUGUAGAAUUAGGUGUUUUUGGAAGAACUAUGGGUGUAGCUAAAAUUUCAAUGCUUCAAAAAAUGGGCAAGGUCGAAACUACACAAUCAAAUCCACAACUUGUUAUUGAUAAUAUGAAAGUUAAGGUAUUAAAAGUACUUUAUGAUGAAACCAUUAGAUUAUCUAAAAAAAUGGUUUCAAAAUCACAAAAAUAUAUUCAAUCAUCGACACCAUUCCAAGAAUCAUUACAAGAUCUUGCCAACUAUUAUACAAACGAAAAUUCUACUGGUAGAUCAAUCGAAAAUAUUUUAAAAAUUCAUGCUGAAGUCGCAUCCUAUAGAGAAAAACAACAAACCUCUAUUACCAAUAGAUUUGUGUUACCAGCCGAUAACUUUUUAAAUAAUGUUUUGGUUCCAGCAAGAAAAGCAAAAGAUAAAUUUAGAGAAUCUAGAUUAGAAUAUGAUUCAGCAUUAGGUAAAUUAAAAAUGGUACAGCAACAAACAAAUAUUGAUUUAAAACAACUUUAUAUUGCACAAUCACAAUUUGCAACCUAUAAAUUAAGAUUCAUUCACAGACAAUAUGAAGCACAAUGUAAAUUAUCCGAUACAGUUCAAAGACAUGGUUUCGAAUAUUUAGUUCAAUCAAUAAAUUUAUUAGCAACUUUACAUGAUCUUUAUUCAAAUACUUGCACUCAUUUAAAUGAAAAUGAACAAUUAAUUCAAGAGAUGAGAGAUUACUCUGCAAGCCAAAAGAGACUUUUCCAAGAGCAAAAACAAGAUCAACAAUUAAAACUUUAUGAAAUCUCAAGAGAAAAAGAAGAGAAUAAAUAUAAUGAAUUGGUUCAAAUUUUCUCAUCACCAGAUUUAGCUGUAGUAAAUGCAAUUUGUUUAUCAGCAGGUAGUGACCAAGAGGCAAUUUUAGAAGAUUUAGUUAGAAUUCUCGAUGCUCAUAAACAAACAUUACCAAUUAUUAAACUUGGUAUUACAAAAGAAGUUCAAUCGACAUCAUCAGCUUCAACAUUAUUCAGAGGUAAUAGUACUGCAACUAAAUUGAUGACAGCUUUCACCAGAAUGACAGGUAGACCAUAUUUAGUAUCAACAUUAAAACCAGUUGUAGAUAAACUCUUAAAAGAUCCAUCAGGCUAUGAAUUAGAUCCAGAAAAAACAGCAAACACUGAAGGAAAUGUUCAAAGAUUAGCUCAAAUCUGCCAAGAAUUCCUCGAAUCUAUUUACAACUCUAUCGAUCAAUGUCCAUUACCAUUCAGAGAAAUGGCAAAUCAUCUUCAAAAUGAAGUUGUAAAGAUUUUCCCAGAAAGCAAGCAUACCUCUGUUGGUGGUUUCAUUUUCCUUCGUUUCUUCUGUCCAUGUAUUUUAUCACCAGAUACCUGUGGUGUAUCUGACUCUGCAUCACUUACUAUGGAAGCCAGAAGAGCCCUUAUUUUAGUAUCAAAAACCCUUCAAAAUGUAGCCAAUGGUGUAGUCUUUGGUUCAAAAGAAACAUAUAUGAAGGAUAUGAAUUCAUUCUUAGAAAAUAACAUGGAUAGUUGCAAAGUAUUCCUCGAUAAAAUUUCAGAAAUGCCAGCAAACUCUGAUUAUCAACCAUUAUCCUCAAUUUCCGAAGUUAAAAAUAAUCAAUUACCUUCAAUUCAUAAACUAUUAAUUAAAAAUUUAGAAAAAAUUUUCAAAACCUUAAAUCAAUACCAACAACAAUCUGUCACUUUUUCAUUAGUUAGUGCACUUGGUAAACUUGGCGAUACCAUACAAACCGAAUAA
Dictyostelium purpureum is the source of this 1930-nucleotide messenger RNA. RefSeq lists its product as uncharacterized. The record is from RefSeq and is a predicted model, not a curated record. Gene Ontology annotation, biological process: regulation of GTPase activity. Bases 77 to 1930 code for a protein of 617 amino acids. Lineage: Eukaryota; Evosea; Eumycetozoa; Dictyosteliales; Dictyosteliaceae. The transcript has 5 exons.